This is a messenger RNA of Zingiber officinale, 2348 nucleotides long. Its product is annotated as LRR receptor kinase BAK1-like. Bases 185 to 2068 code for a protein of 627 amino acids. The transcript is spliced from 12 exons. Gene Ontology annotation, biological process: protein phosphorylation. Gene Ontology annotation, molecular function: protein binding; ATP binding; protein kinase activity. The record is from RefSeq and is a predicted model, not a curated record. NCBI's taxonomy places the organism in Eukaryota, Viridiplantae, Streptophyta, Magnoliopsida, Zingiberales, Zingiberaceae.
AAGCGAAGCAGGGGUACAGCUAAGCGCUCGCCGUCUGGAUCUCAGCUUCCUGGCUCCUCCUCGCUCCCUGUGGCACUCCGAUCUCGGAGCUGACUGCUUCCGCCAACUGCCGGUUCCGUCUCCACUCUCCGGACGCGCUUCUCGCGAGGAAUGGUGGAGGGCGCCGAAUCUUCCUCUGAGUGAAAUGGCGCGGAUGGAAUGGGUGAUAUGGCUCCGGGGGUUCAUCUGGCUCGUCCUCGUGUUCGAUCCCUUCUCUAGGGUUCUCUCCAAUAUGGAAGGUGAUGCUUUGCACUACUUGAAGGCAAACUUAAUUGACCCUAAUAAUGUGCUACAGAGCUGGGACCCAACCCUGGUUAAUCCGUGCACAUGGUUUCAUGUUACAUGCAAUAAUGACAAUAGUGUUAUCAGAGUUGAUCUUGGAAAUGCACAGCUAUCUGGUACUUUGGUUCCCCAGCUUGGUCAAUUGAAAAAUCUGCAAUAUUUAGAACUUUAUAGUAACAACAUUAGUGGGAUUAUUCCUAGUGACCUUGGCAAUCUGACAAACUUGGUCAGUUUGGAUCUCUACCUGAACAGCUUCGCUGGUGAAAUUCCAGAUUCAUUAGGGAAGCUAACAAAGCUGCGUUUCCUCCGGCUUAACAAUAACAGUUUGUCUGGUCCUAUUCCCAAGUCUUUGACUAAUAUUACUGCUCUCCAAGUUCUGGAUUUAUCAAAUAACAACUUGUCAGGUGAAGUUCCAUCAACUGGAUCUUUCUCUCUAUUCACUCCAAUCAGUUUUGCCAACAACCUUCUUUUAUGUGGUCCUGGUACAACGAAGGCUUGUCCUGGUGCUCCUCCUUUAUCUCCACCACCCCCAUUUGUUCCUCCUACUCCACCUUCAUCUCAAGGAAGUAGUGCCUCUAGUACUGGAGCAAUUGCUGGGGGAGUUGCUGCAGGUGCUGCUUUGAUUUUUGCAGCCCCUGCAAUAUUGUUUGCAUGGUGGCGGCGUCGUAAACCACAAGAACACUUUUUUGAUGUUCCUGCCGAAGAGGACCCAGAAGUUCAUUUGGGUCAGCUUAAAAGAUUUUCUUUAAGAGAAUUGCAAGUUGCAGCUGACAACUUCAGCAACAAGAAUAUUCUGGGGAGAGGAGGAUUUGGCAAAGUAUAUAAAGGACGACUUGCAGAUGGUUCACUUGUAGCAGUAAAGAGGCUAAAAGAAGAACGGACUCCAGGUGGGGAGCUUCAGUUCCAAACAGAAGUUGAGAUGAUCAGCAUGGCUGUGCAUCGAAACUUACUCAGGCUGAGAGGAUUUUGUAUGACGCCAACUGAGAGACUACUUGUUUAUCCCUAUAUGGCCAAUGGAAGUGUUGCAUCACGUUUAAGAGAGCGUCCUCCAUCCGAGCCACCUCUUGAAUGGGCAACUCGACGAAAGAUUGCAUUGGGUUCUGCAAGAGGGCUUUCCUACUUGCAUGAUCAUUGUGAUCCUAAAAUUAUUCAUCGUGAUGUUAAAGCUGCAAAUAUUUUGUUAGAUGAGGACUUUGAAGCUGUUGUUGGAGACUUUGGCUUGGCAAAGCUAAUGGACUACAAGGAUACUCAUGUGACCACUGCUGUCCGUGGAACUAUAGGACAUAUAGCCCCUGAAUACCUUUCGACUGGAAAAUCCUCAGAGAAGACUGAUGUUUUUGGCUAUGGAAUCAUGCUUUUGGAAUUAAUUACAGGGCAAAGAGCAUUUGACCUUGCCCGACUUGCAAAUGAUGAUGAUGUUAUGUUGCUUGACUGGGUAAAAGGAUUGCUGAAAGAGAAAAAGCUGGAAAUGCUGGUUGAUCCUGAUUUGCAGAAGGACUACGUCGAAGCUGAAGUGGAGUCUCUCAUACAGGUAGCGUUGUUAUGCACUCAGGGUUCCCCAAUGGAACGCCCAAAAAUGUCGGAAGUAGUGAGGAUGCUUGAAGGUGAUGGUCUUGCCGAGAGAUGGGAGGAAUGGCAAAAAGUCGAAGUGGUAAGACUGGAGGAGAUCCCCCGACAUCUCAACAGUGAGUGGAUAUUGGACUCCACCGAUAACCUUCGUCCGGUUGAAUUAUCUGGCCCAAGGUAACCAUGAGACGAAAAUGCUGAACUCCUCGAUCUUCUUUCUAUGCAUUUACAUGUAUUGCACAUCAUCGCGAUAGAUCCAGAAAGUGGGGAAAUUGUGUAUAUUUCUAUAUAAGGGGUAAUUGUAUCAUCCCCUAUCGUUUAGUGUGGAUUUCUUUUGGUAAAACUCUUUUAAAUUUCCACUCUUGCAAGCAAUAUUGGAGCCUCUGCAAGAAGGAAUAUCGGGACUUUCACUAACUCAGGCUUCUGUAAUUGAUAGAAUCAGAUCUGCUUGACUUUACAUA